UUUUCUUCUAAAGACAACAGAGAUGAGAAGAACACUUCCCCUCUCCUUUCACAUCCUAGUCGGCAUUGCAGUUGUUGUUGUCGCUGCUGCUGCUGAUGACAUGGAACUUCCGGAAAACCUGACGGACCUGGACUACGAGAACAUCUCGAUUUCGGAUCUACUUAUUGAAAUAGGCAAGGCAAUACCACAGCACAUCCGUCAAAAAGGAACUAUCUUCAAUGACCCAAGCGGCUUCUCUUGCAACGGCCAGUGUGGAACCCUCUCCAAGGGGCUGUGUUCCUGCCGACCGACGUGCGUACCGGCCGGUAACUGUUGCUACGACUUCCAGGCCGAAUGUCCACUUCAGUUUGAAAGGCUAGAGACAGACUUGUGGUGGCUACGCUUCUUAGAAAUGAGUUGCUUGCCUAACAGAGUGAUGGCGGUCAGCUACUGUCCCCGUCCUGGUUCUGCUAUUCACAAAGACCAAUUCACGCCAGAGGUAAAAACCCCGACGUCCUCUCAACAGAAACAUUUUGACCAGGAAUGGCAGGAGGCUCUUACUGAAGGGAAGGAAGAUCCACCAUUAAGAACCUUCAAGAAACGGGAGGCUGUUGUGUGGAAGAGUGGGGCAAGUUUGACUUUACAGGUUGGCGAGGACAGGAAAAGAAGACGGCGUUUUGUGGAUGGACGAGUUCCCCAAGAAGAUGGUCUUGCGGGAUCAGACACUUCCCCCAAACCUGAUUCUCCGACUACUCCCGUGGUAGCGACGGACGCUUAUGGUGAAACAGGUACACUAAGCGGAAUUGUUCAGCCGAUGUCACUUUCUGAUAAUGGGGACACAGUUUCUAAAGACGAUGCUUCUAUGUGGACAACUCACAGAACAUCGUCCAUACCUGGGUUUCAGGGCACCAUAGCCGGACAAGGAUCUCAAGUUGACCGCUUCAGACACGUGAUUACUGAUCUUCCCAUCACAGACGUAGACACUGGUCUUGUUUUUAUCAGUGCAUCCGUAUUUGCCUGCCACAAUCAUUUUGUCAAGAACCCCGCCUUUUGGGAUGUGAUGUUCGUCCCCAAUACAGGGAAAGGCGUACACGGACAAGCUGAAAUGGAAGAAAUAAUAAAGGAAAUACCGAGCCCAUCUUCAGCGAUAUUACCCUCAGUUGGUACCGCGAAAAAUCUGGAGCUUUGUUACGGGGAUGAAAUUGUUACCUGUCGUGAUAAUUACUCCAACCAAUUUGUUCUUAAACGUUGCCAUGACACUAUGGCGUUCAUAUUAUACAAGGGACGAAUUUACAAGAAUCCUUUUUGUGUGGUUUGUAACUUCACUCCGCUUAGAGCUUUGUCUUACGUCCCUUUAAGGUUUUUUCUACAGGGUCGAGCAAUUGGGAUUUUUCACAUCAUAAUGAAAGUCAAGCCGGACUUUCAAUCUGUAACGUUUGCGUUGUCUACCGAGGCAGAAAAAACCACUAGAUCUAGCAUGCUAUACCCUAACUGGAGGGAGUAUGAGUGCCAGCUGAACUACAGAGAGCUGGCAGAGUCAUUAGCAGCCGCGGAUUAUCAGGACACCAGUGAGGGCCAAAGUUCGUCUUCGACGGAAAUCGAGGAAGAAGAAAAGAGACCCGAAGGCGAUGCGCUUCAAAACUCUCAGUUUUCACUGUUAGAAUCCAACACGACAAAACAAAAUCUAGAUCACUGUAAGUUGCUUUCUUGUCGGGUUGGUAAAAUGCGCGACAACAAUUGCGAGGCAGAAUGGUACGUCAACUUUCGAUUCCCACCGGUUUCUAAACCAUUGUGUCCCGAAUUUUUUAACGCUAUGGAGCCUUUGAUUCUUACAUCCAUCCAUCAGUUUGAGCAAAAACUGUUUUCACCCUCUAGUACAGCGAGUCUCUUAGGCGUUUACAAAGGUGGUUAUGUUUACCAGUACGUAUUUACAGGUCGUUCAUUCUUUGACCUUUCUCUAGAUCGAUCAGUUGUCAAAACAAUCAAGUACGUCAUAAGCAGCGUUCUUUUCUCGGCCAGCCCACCAUUGACUAAUGUAUCCUUUUGCGUAUUUCAAGGUUUAAACACGCACGGACCCAUCCCUAAACAUAAUAUUUCCUCUUGUUCAAAGGAGAAUGAAGAAGCUCCCGGAAAAGUCUCUUCAUCAAGCUUCGAGGUCACGUGUUCAAGCCAAGAGCGUAACUAUAUUUUUUCCUGGGUCUGCAUCGUGACUCUGAUCAUGACAGUGGCAUACAUGACACAGUAAAAGUCAAAGCAACGAUUAAAGCGGUUUUUCUUUAACGAAGUCGUGACGCUUUUAACCAGCUCUACACCCAGGAACAAAAUUAGAAUUUUAUAUUUAGCGUAUCUAUGCGAAAAGUUACCCAAAAAAAAAAAGGUUCUCAAACAGGCAACGAAAUUCUAGCGGUUCCAAAAAUCUGUCUAUCAUAAAAAAAAUAACCUCCAGAAGUCGAAUAUUAUUGUAGGAAAAUUUGAAUUAUAAUUGAAAACACGUUAGAUUAAAUAUGUGCAUUACGCAAUACGCUAUUAUUUUAAACCUCUAUUCAACGAUCACAAUGGAGUGGAAAGUAACGAAAGAGCCCUUCGCUGUUAAAUCAUAAUUAUCAUCAUAAAACUAGCCCUAAAAGAAGUUAUAACGUCAUCCUUUUUCACUUUUUAAUUGAUCGACGGUCCAGAAACAGUAAAGAUCCAUCUGAGAAAGUCUAUAUUGAGACACACUCAAUGAGACCGCCCGCAUAGAAGAAGAAGCGGGAGGUUGGAGGGCGCCCCUGUAAGGCUCCACUUCUUUACUUUCCCUCUGUUGUUUCUGUCUGUCUGUUUUAC
Messenger RNA from Aplysia californica (California sea hare), 2802 nucleotides. RefSeq lists its product as uncharacterized. NCBI's taxonomy places the organism in Eukaryota, Metazoa, Mollusca, Gastropoda, Aplysiida, Aplysiidae. The record is from RefSeq and is a predicted model, not a curated record.